AAAAAAAAAAUUUUAAUGUGCGGAAGUAUAUUCGUAGUAAGGUUAUAAAUAUAUUAUAUCAAAUACUGUAUAUGCUAAGUGUAGCCAGCUUUCUUGCAAAUCCUUUUCACUGUAAUUUAUAUUUGGAGCAUAUGACUGCUUGUUUCUUUCCUAUUCGAGUCUUUGUUUCCAUAUUUCCCUCUAUUAGUAUUAUUGACAACAAAAACUAAUAAACAUUUUUGGGUUUGGUCUGUAUAGGAGAUUAACAAUCCUAGCAGAGAGUUAUGUUUGAAUCUCUCCAUAUACAUGUCAACCAAGAUGAUAAUGGCAGUAAGAAGGCAAACGACAUGGCGAAUCGCUUUGAUAAUAAGGUUGCGAUUCCGGAACGCAUAGUCCUCAUUGCGAACUUCAUCUUGGAGCUUCCAUCAGCUGUUUUUGACCAGUUAUCUUCUGCGCGUAAGCCCCAAUAUGCAUUACUUAGCAUGUUAAUUUCUUUCACAGUCUUGAUCAUUUCAAUCAUUGAUCUUGCUUACAAGGGUAGAAAAGAAAGAGUUAAAUUGAUGAAGAGAGGGUUAAUACCUUGGUUUUAUUUCCCAUAUCCUAAUUCAAAGCCUUUUGGAACAUUUCCUGAUAUUACAGGAUUAGUUUGUUCUAUCUUUCAAUACAUUUUUGCAACAAUAACAUAUGCCUUGUUGUCUAGGCAUUCUGAUAAUCCUAUCAAAGUGUCUAUUUGGCCUAUAAUUUUUGCCUUUUGUCUAUUAUAUUCUAGACUUUCUGGAAAUUAUUUUGCACAAAGGAAACUGAAUCCAACCCCACUUGUAAAGAGGUUGAGUAGAACAGAGGAAUUUACUUUACUUGAGCUUCUUAUUGCCACCAAUGAUUUCUCAUUACAUAACAAGGUUGGAGAAGGGUCUACUUUUAAUGUUUAUAAGGGAAAAUUAUCAGAUGGUCGUGAAGUGGCAAUCAAGAGAGAACACAUAAAUCAACAGAGGAACAAUUUUGGAGAGGAGCCAAGCACUUUUGAAUCUGAGUUGGCAUUCUUGUCCAGGCUUCAUCACAAACAUUUGGCUAGGCUUUUUGGAUACUGUGAAGAGAAGAAAGAAAGGUUUUUAGUUUAUGAGUACUUGAAAAAUGGAUCUAUAUAUAACCAUUUGCAUAACAAAAACAACAUUGAGAAGAAUAGUAUUGUGCUCAGGUCAUGGAAAAUGAGGAUCAAGAUUGCAUUAGAAGCUGCUAGAGGGAUUGAAUAUCUGCACAAUUAUGCAGUCCCACCGAUAAUUCAUAGAAACAUCAAGUCUUCUAACAUUUACCUUGACGGGAACUGCACGGUAAGAGUUUCUGAUUUUGGAUUUUCAGUGUGUCCUGAAACUGGAUGCUUUAACAGACUAAAGCACGCAGCAGGAAUGGUGGGAUAUACUGAUCCUGAGUCCUACAGUAGUCAAAAUGUAUUAACUGCAGAAAGUGAUGUAUAUUCUCUUGGCGUGGUGUUACUAGAACUUUUAACAGGCAAGAAACCUAUUUUUGAGGAUGAUGAUGACAAUGGAGAUAUACCAAGAAGUCUAGUAGAUUUUGUAGUGCCUAAAAUUUUGGCUAAUGAAAUACUCAAAGUUUUGGAUCAAAGGAUGUGUCCACCAGAAUCUGCCAAUGAAGUAGAGGCAGUGGAAAAGAUGGCAUAUACUGCACUUCAUUGUGUAAAUUCAGAAGGAAACAGCAGGCCAAAAAUAACAAGCGUUGUAACUAAUCUGGAGCAAGCUUUGUCCCUAAGUCAUAGUAGUACGGAGGAUUAUCGAAGCUGGGAAGGUGAAGGACAGCAGAGUGGUAGAUCCGAAGAGAUAAAGCUAAAGCUACCAGACAAUUAAAUUAGAAGUUUCAGGAAGUCAAUAGAGCUUGUGGAUGGGAAGAGGUUUUUGUAACUGAAUGUGCAAAAUUUCUAAUUUCAUUGGGAAGUUUCUACUUCUUUUACUUUA
Molecule: messenger RNA, 1946 nt
Organism: Jatropha curcas
Lineage: Eukaryota; Viridiplantae; Streptophyta; Magnoliopsida; Malpighiales; Euphorbiaceae
Source: RefSeq, a predicted model, not a curated record